AUGGGUAAUGAAACCGAAACAUCAAAACUAAACGAGGUCUCCGGUGCUUCUUCGGGUAUACAAUCGACAUCCCGAUCGGAAUAUGCAGAUCUGGCUUAUGAUGCCGGUCCUGCACAUGUGGACAGACCGAGCGCAAUGUACCGUAAUAUAUACAUAGCAGAGAUUCCGCCGUUCGAUGAAACGAAAAUUCGAAAACCCAUGCCAAAGUCGAAACAGAAGAAUAAUUCACCAAAAGUAGAAACUCCGGAGAUGAUAGAGCAAAAAAAUGCGAACAUUCGACGAUACAUUGCCUGGCUUCGCGCUUAUAACUUGCUGUCGGAUGAGGAAAUUGGUCAACUCAGGCCCGAGCAUGUACCACCAACUGAGCAAAAGCUCGAUGAAGAGCAAGAGCGUUAUUUUCAAGCUAAACGUCUCAGAGCAACCGAACCGACGCCACAAGAACGAGGUGAACUGCAAGAGGUCGAGGAGUUUGAGUUUGCAAAUAAUGAUGAACGAAGGCGGCAAAGUCGACCAGUGAGAAUAUGCACUGCAUUACAAGAACGAUUUUUAGCGUUCUUCCGCAACCUUCGUGGCAGCAUGCAGAGCUUCAUUCAGCAAUACGCUCCUCAUAUGGAUGAGUACUUUGGAAGAACCGAAGAAGAAGUUCGGGCGAUCGAUGAAAGAAAACGUACACAGUACAUCGAGGAGGAAAAGCUCCAUAUUCACUUGCUCCAUAUGCAGCAAAUGGCUACCGGCAAUGUCACUCCAGCCCCGCCAUUUCCGGAAUACGACACUAACGGACGUAUUAAGAUCACCAAGGAGUAUCUCGACUUUGUAAUGUAUCGCGAUCUUGCGCCACUGCAAGAGCUCAAGAAACUUCGUGAGGAUGAACGCGAGCUCAUGUAUGAGGUGACCAAGACUCGCGAGAUUCUUGAUCGUCUCUCGUUCGGCGACGAGAAGGGCAAGAAAAGCCGCAAGAUGCUCUGUAAUCGCUAUGUUCCGGAAGAGGAACUUGAAACUGAUGAUGAAGAGAUGGAGGAGGCGGGCACAUCCAAGGCAACUGAUCCUCUUCUCAAAAAAACUGACAAGAUCGAGGAGGACUCUGAAAAGGUAGAGGAUGGUCGUCCAGCGACAUCGACCACCUCAAUCAUGGAACAGGUACAUUUUUGA
Messenger RNA from Caenorhabditis bovis, 1149 nucleotides. The record is from the annotation of a GenBank genome assembly. Lineage: Eukaryota; Metazoa; Nematoda; Chromadorea; Rhabditida; Rhabditidae.